This is a messenger RNA of Rhododendron vialii, 826 nucleotides long. Its product is annotated as copper transporter 5-like. The coding region runs from base 143 to 607 and encodes 154 amino acids. Lineage: Eukaryota; Viridiplantae; Streptophyta; Magnoliopsida; Ericales; Ericaceae. Gene Ontology annotation, biological process: copper ion transmembrane transport; intracellular copper ion homeostasis. Gene Ontology annotation, molecular function: copper ion transmembrane transporter activity. The record is from RefSeq and is a predicted model, not a curated record. The transcript has a single exon. Gene Ontology annotation, cellular component: plasma membrane.
AACCCUCCAGUCGUUGGUCUCUGAACAGACACCAGUGACUCUUCGCUCGCUUCCAUCUUCCCUUCCCACAUACCUCAGGAUCCUCUCUCUCUCUCUCUCUCUCUCUCUCUCUCUCUUCGUGUAUUUUUCAGAGAAGAAGAAGAUGAUGCACAUGACCAUGUACUGGGGCACAGACCUCACCCUGCUAUUCGACUGGUGGACCACCGACUCCUGGCUCGCCUACUCCCUCUCCCUCCUCGCCUGCUUCCUCUUCUCCCUCAUCUACCAAUUCCUCGAAUCCCUCCGCCUCCUCCGUUUCAAACCCACCUCCGCCGCCGCUGCCGCCGCCUAUCUCCCGUCCCAGCAGCCCCCGAGCGAGGCUCCCCUCCUCUCGAAAAGCGGAGGAGGCGGCCGCAAGCACAGCCUACGGAGGCUGGCCCACGCCGCGCUCUUCGGAGUCAACGCGGCGAUCGGGUACGCCCUCAUGCUGGCCGUCAUGUCCUUCAACGGAGGUGUGUUUCUGUCUGUGGUUCUGGGGAUCUCCGCUGGGUAUUACUUUUUUAGGUGUGGAGAUUUGGUAAGUGAAUCAAAUGAUGCUGUUGUUGAAAACUCCUGUGCUUGUUCAUGACUUUUUUCCCUUUCUCUCUCUCUCUCUGUGUAUCGGGUGUAAUUUUGCUCAUGAAGAUACUAUUUUUCUUUCGAUAAUCCAAAUACAAUGGAUAAUGUGUGAUAAUGUAUAAAGAAUGCACCGAUGUCCACAAAAAUAUUUUGAUAUCCGUGAACGUGUAAUAACUCGUGCGUGGUGUUAAUGUGGGUAUUACGUUAUCUAGUGGGCGGCCGUUGGCAA